Aspergillus fijiensis CBS 313.89 is the source of this 603-nucleotide messenger RNA. RefSeq lists its product as uncharacterized. The annotation marks the transcript as partial. NCBI's taxonomy places the organism in Eukaryota, Fungi, Ascomycota, Eurotiomycetes, Eurotiales, Aspergillaceae. The record is from RefSeq and is a predicted model, not a curated record. The transcript has a single exon.
AUCGAGUUUAUCCACGUCUUCGUGUGGAUGAAACGUCAUCCGCAAACGCUCCGGCGCAUGGUCUUCGGUGACUUCAGGUCCUCUACGCUGGUUAAGGAGUUCCGAGCGGCGGCGUACCCCAACCUGCACACUGUCGUCUGUCCGCCCGUCCACGUGAAGGAGCGCAGGCGUGGGUAUAGCACGUACAAACCGCCCUCCGAGGUGGUCGAUCGGCUUCUGGGCCCGUCGGUGCAUACGUUUGUGUUCGACCUGGCCACCUAUGACCAGCAGUUGGGACUAUCUUCUACCGCGUUUGGGGAGCCGGAGGAGCGAUGGCUGCGGGAGCUGGCCCAUAUUGCCGCCGCCCCGGGCCGAAACUCGGCGCUGCGGACAAUCUACAUCGACUUUAAACCGGACCCGGAUUGUGAACAGGGAUUCGAUCCGGCGAACUAUGCUUGGGACCGUAUAGUGCGAUUGCAGAGGCAAUUGCAGCCCUUGGGCAUUCAAGUGGAGUAUACAGCGCCUUCGAUGAGGCGAGAAGAGUAUCACGAGCUGUGUCGCCAACAUCAGGAGUGGAUCGCGGAUGAAGCCCAUCGGGAGGAAAUGAGGAGGAUAUUAUUGUAG